AUGCUUUUGAGGUUCUCUUUAAAUCGCUUUUCAAAAUGAAAUCUUCCUGUUGCAGCCUUACAGAAAUUCAGCGGCGGAUAGAUGAAGUAAAGCGCUUCCUGUCGGGGACUCUAGCCAUCGCUAAUGCUCACACAGUCGAGUUUUACACGCACGACGUGUGGAAGCGGUUCAUUGCCGUGACGCCACAAGAGGUCCUGGCUGCAGUCAGUUCCGGUAGCGACCAGCAGGGAGCGCCAGAACACAAAGAAAAGGCAGAGCAUUCCAGGACCACAUUUGGGUUUUGCAUUCAUUCAAACCGGCUGGUUGACAUCCAUGAGCUGCUAGAGGAGGCCAAGGCCCAAUCCCUUCCUGGCCUUGGAGUGUGUGUGAGCAGGGAUGAGCUGCUGCAGAGCCUGAGAGGCAGCGAGUUGGAGUGUGCAGAAACCGAUAAACUGGAGCCAGAUGAGUUUAUGAACUCAAAGAAAUCCCAUGAAGUCCAGUGCAUGUCUAAGGUGGUGGCUUGUUUGACCCAGCAUUGUGGAGUCAAACAGGUGAUAGACGUGGGGUCAGGGAAGGGCUACCUGAGCUCCUUCCUGUCGCUGCAGUACGGCCUCCAGGUGUUCGGCAUUGACUCCUCCAGCACUAACACGCAUGGUGCUCAGGAGAGGAACAGGAAGCUCAAGAAGUUCUCACGAGUGUACCAGAAACGCUCAAAAGCAGCACAGACCCAAGCGGAGCCCCAAUCCUCGCUUCAAACGGAGAUGGUGGAAAGGAAACCUGGGCUGAAUCAGGACGGGGACGCUUUAGCGGGAAGUGGCUCUCAGCAGGAUGCAGGGGUGUCAGUAGACGCUCCAGCUGCAGAAACUCAGUUGGAGCUUAGUCCAGAAGCAGGGGAGCUCUUUCUGAGCGCUCUGUCGGCAGAUGUGAUUCAGCCUCCAUCCCCCAGAGUUUCUCCAAGUCAGCUCAGUGUGGAGGAGAGGGAGAGGAGGAAGAGAGAGAACCUGGAGAAGAAAGCUCGAAGCAGAGGAGAGGGCGCCGACGGCGUGUUUUCACCGCUCACGUCUUAUGUCACGUCAGAAACUGAGCUGCGGGAUCUCAUCACUGAGCUGGAGGAAGCUGUCAUGGUCGGCCUGCACACGUGUGGCGACUUGGCUGCGAGCACGCUGAGGAUGUUUGUGGCGAAGCCGGAGCUGUCUGCCGUCUGCGGCGUGGGCUGCUGCUAUCACCUGCUGUCUGAGGAGUUUAACCCGGACGGACAGGAGAAACCGUUGCAGACUGCGUGUGGUUUCCCCCUGAGUCAGUACCUCCGCAGUCAGUCCUGUUUCUGCGGCAGGAAUGCCAGGAUGUCAGCAUGUUUGGCACUGGAGCGAGUCUCACUUGGCCAGGGUAUUCAGAUGGAGUCUUUGUUCUACCGAGCAGUGCUUCAUGUUAUUCUGAGGGACCACUACAGCUCCUAUAAAAGCGAGAAGCGGGUCGGAAAUGUUUAUUCCAAAGCAAAAUCAUUUGUGGACUACGUUCGGCGAGCUCUGCACCGAUUGGAGCUGGAUGACUCAAAGCUUUGUGACAGUGACAUUCAGAGCUACCACGACACGUACAAAGCACGGAUGGACGAGAUGCACGCCUUUAACAUGCUGAAGGUGGCCCUUGCUCCAUGCAUCGAGGGUCUGAUUCUGCUGGAUCGUCUCUGCUACCUGAAAGAACAGGAGGGUGUGUCCUUCUCUGCAUUGGUUCAGCUGUUCGACCCCCUGCUGUCUCCUAGAUGCUACGCCGUCGUCGGACUUAAAAGUCAUUCUACGAAACUAAAAAGCUGAGACACUUAUGCAUAUGCACAUGGAGAUGAUACACUUAGAUUAUAUUUAUAUAUGAUUGUCUAUAAUUGUCUUGAAAACGACUAUUGUAGUGCAUCAUUACCUCCUAGUUUAAUUAGAUACAUUGAUUUAAAUCAAUAUGCAUUUCAACCCUCAAGUUUGUAUUUUGCCUCCAAUGGGCCACAUACAUGAAACAUUUGCAGUUUUCUAUUACUUUGAAAUACUUGGAAGAUCUGUGAAGCCUGUGUGAUUUGAAUGAUGUAUUUUGCAGCCUUUUGUCACUGGACUCUUAAGAAAACUUGUUUUAAAGGACCCUUCAGGGAAUUGGGGGUAUUUGGGGAUUUGAGUGAACUUUGGGCACAUCUGGAAAAUCCAUUUCUAGUUGAGGUUGAGAAAUAAGUUGAGGCUGAAUGCGACUUAUUCACUUCUUUCCUAUUGGUUUUAUAAUGUGCGCGACUUGUACAUCUUUAAACCAUCAGAAUCAUUUUGUUGAGAUUGUAUGUGGUAUGCUAACUCAAAUUAACACACCAUAGUGAAGUAAAAGGACAAUAUUUCAUGUUUUUUUAUACUAAUAAAAAUAAUGAAAAUGUAAUAAUUUAUAUGUUGUAUUUCAUACUAAUUAUUUAGGGGACUCCACUUGUGUAGCUUAAUUUCAACAUAAAUACAGCUGUGCUGUGGAGGACUCCGAUGUUUGCCAAGGGAAUAAAGCAAACAUGUGAAAGAAAGACUUUUAAUCAGACGAGACCAAAAUGAUAUACAUAAACAUUCCCUCAGUAAAAUAUUGUGGCGGCAGCAUUAUGCUUUGGGGAUUCUUUUCUGCUAAGGGAAAACUGAAGCAGAUCAAAUUUGUUUGGAAGAUGUUUAGAGCCAACUAAAGGGUAGAUGUGAAAAGAAACCUUCCCAGAGGCUAACGGCUCGAAACUUUUAAAAUAAACUGACUAGAGUUGCAUAGUGUUAGUAACGGAAAAGUGAAUUUUAAACAAUAAAAUAAUGUAAUUGGCAUAAAUUUUAUGUGCUCUGUUUCAGUAUUCACCAUUGAAUCAUUAAUGAUUAAAGCAGAUGUUUCAAAACCCUUUUUUUAACGCAGAAAGCAUUAAUUCUUACAAAAAUAAGAAAAAGCAAAGAUCCUGAACUAAUUAAGCCUGAAACUGUUAGAUCUGCUAGAUUCAGAGCAGAUUGAUAUUAACCAUUUCUUCCUGUCGCACAUCUUCUCCUGCGCCCUCCGUCUGUCGCUGUGGACAGCAACCGGCACAUCUGCAGCCCAUUCACAGGGUUCGUGUAGCUGUGGCGGUGAGACUACACACGUCCCACAGCCUUCUUUUAUUUUUAUCCCAGUUAAGACGGAUCGUGGAGCUCUGGGAUGUGUCCAGGCCGAGUUCGGGAGCUCCGACAGCCUGCCGCAGUGGACAGACGAAAAUGAAAGCAAGUAACAGAUGUGAGCGUGGCUUGUGUUUUUUCAUUUUGGGUGGGGGGGUCCACCAUCGCUUGGGGUUUUGUUUUCGCUGACCGAGUCACAUCCUGUCAAACCUGCCUUGAUGGUCACACGCAUGUUUGUGCAACACUCAUCCAGCCUCUUUCAAGUAUCCACGCAGGGGGAAAAAAAAAACGCCACACACGAAUCUGCUGCCAGUUUACAAUGGGAGGGUAGGUAAACUCCAAUUUCCUGGCUUUGCAUUUAACAGAUGGCAGGAAAAGGUUCUCAGGAUGUGGUGAACGCUUUGAGACACAAAUAGUCCGAAUGAAGAAGGCCGUAUCACCUACAAGGACUUUUCCCUGCCAGGUAGGAAUUGGAGGAAGCGGAAGGGAAGUGAAGGGAAGGGAGUCCGUCUUACGUAUUGGCUUUGAUGAGACUUUCUCACAGAGCAGCUUGAAUCCAGGCCUCUGUAAUCCUCUCUGAUUUGCAAAUUCAUCUCCAGAAAUCCCUAAAGCCCAGGGCUUCAUACGUAAAGCUUUAUCUGAUUUUGUUAGAGUGUAAUUAGAGUUUGGAAUUGGAAGGAAAAUAAUGGGAUUUAUCAUCUCAACACUGCCAAAAAACAAACAAAA
This is a messenger RNA of Xiphophorus couchianus (Monterrey platyfish), 3830 nucleotides long. RefSeq names its product methyltransferase like 25 (gene mettl25). NCBI's taxonomy places the organism in Eukaryota, Metazoa, Chordata, Actinopteri, Cyprinodontiformes, Poeciliidae. The record is from RefSeq and is a predicted model, not a curated record. Bases 36 to 1790 code for a protein of 584 amino acids. The transcript is spliced from 12 exons.